Aspergillus glaucus CBS 516.65 is the source of this 1413-nucleotide messenger RNA. RefSeq names its product sugar porter family MFS transporter. Bases 1 to 1413 code for a protein of 470 amino acids. Gene Ontology annotation, molecular function: carbohydrate:proton symporter activity. The transcript has 8 exons. The record is from RefSeq and is a predicted model, not a curated record. NCBI's taxonomy places the organism in Eukaryota, Fungi, Ascomycota, Eurotiomycetes, Eurotiales, Aspergillaceae. Gene Ontology annotation, cellular component: membrane. Gene Ontology annotation, biological process: carbohydrate transport; transmembrane transport.
AUGUUAGAACUACAGGGCCGAUCACUGCAGGUGGCCAUUGCGGUUAGCGCAGGUAGCGCCUACCUGCUUUUUGGAUACGACCAAGGGGUUUUGGGUGGCCUGGUGUCGCAGCCGAGCUUUUUAUCCGCCAUCGGUAAUCCAAGCUCCCAAUACUUGGGGACUAUUGUGGCUCUGUUCAACAUUGGCUGUCUUGGCGGGUGCUUGGUAUCGGCCAUCUUUGGUAACCAGCUGGGUCGAAAGAGAGUCAUCAUUCUGGGCUGUGUGAUCAUGACCAUUGGCGGUGCCAUCCAGGCUAGCACAUACGGGGCGGGACAGCUGAUUGCAGGUCGGAUAAUCUCAGGAAUUGGAAAUGGCAUGAAUACGUCGACGGUGCCCGUCUAUAUUUCUGAGACUUCCCGUAGUGCCGUGCGCGGGAGGUCUCUCGCCAUCCAGAUGUCGGUUGUGAUUUUUGGCACCGUUGUUGCUUAUUGGCUCGACUAUGGCAUGAUUCGAAGCCAAAUUGGCGAGGUUGUCUGGCGGUUUCCUUUGGCCUUCCAGAACUUCUUUGCCUUACUGACCGUGUUCACCUUUCCCCUACUGCCAGAAUCUCCUCGAUGGCUUUACUCGCAUGGCCGCCAGCAAGAUGCCAUUCGCGCACUCUCGCAACUACUGGCCUUGCCAGAGGACCAUCCAGACGUGCAUGUCGUUGUGGCCAAGAUGGAACAGGCCGUCUUGGUGGAACAAACCAACGAGUCAAUAUUCACCUUCCGGAGUAUCUUUUGUGAGACAACGGAUGUCAAAAACCCGCGUCGUUUGGUCUUGUGCUUUAUGAUACAGUUAUUUCAGCAAUUCACGGGGAUCAAUGUGAUUGCAUUUUACGUCACCAUCGUGCUCGAAACUAACGUCGGGCUUUCCCGAGAGCUGAGCAGCCUGGUAGCCGGAUUCAUCCAGAUCGCGUUCUGGGUGGGAACCUUUGCACCGAUUUUCCUAAUUGACCGACUGGGUCGCAGAAAAGUUCUGAUGCUGGGAUCAACUAUGCUCUGUCUUGCAAUGGUGCUUUUCACAGUGGGCAUAGCAUUGGAAACCCCCGCCUCUUCCCGCUUGGCCCUGGGAAUGCUCAUCAUCUACGAGAUCUCCUUUGGUAUGAGCUGGAAUUGCGUCCCCUGGCUGUAUGCGCCGGAGAUCACGCCGCUGAACCUCCGGCAUGUUGGUGCCGCCAUCGGCUGUUUCUCAGAGUGGCUAUGGACAUUUGUGAUCGCCCAGAUGACUCUUCCGGCUAUUGACAACACCGGAUGGAAGAUUUAUAUUCUUUUCUGUAUUAUGCUUGCGCUCAGCAUUCCAUUUGUGUAUUUCUUUUUGCCGGAGACUAGCGGGAAGUCUCUGGAGGAGAUCGAUUACAUCUUCGUCAAGCAUCGGGGCCAAAUUAACGAAUAA